This is a messenger RNA of Olea europaea var. sylvestris, 1027 nucleotides long. RefSeq names its product V-type proton ATPase subunit a3-like. Gene Ontology annotation, molecular function: ATPase binding; proton-transporting ATPase activity, rotational mechanism. Gene Ontology annotation, cellular component: proton-transporting V-type ATPase, V0 domain; vacuolar proton-transporting V-type ATPase complex. Lineage: Eukaryota; Viridiplantae; Streptophyta; Magnoliopsida; Lamiales; Oleaceae. Bases 245 to 760 code for a protein of 171 amino acids. The transcript is spliced from 4 exons. The record is from RefSeq and is a predicted model, not a curated record. Gene Ontology annotation, biological process: proton transmembrane transport; vacuolar acidification.
ACCACUAACAAUACGAAGACAGGCCGGCAACGCUUUUAUUUCUCUCUCUACUUCACCACUCUCUCCCCCCCUCUCUCUCUCUCUCUCUCUCUCUGACAAAGACGUACUAAUGAGUGUGGUCUCUCCCUAUUGUUACCAUUGUAAUUCAUUUAUUUCUCGAAGUGUUCAGACAUCGCUGCAUAUAGAAAGAAAAAAAGAGAGUGAAUAGGGUAAUCGAAUCGGAGGGUGCAGGGGGUAGAGGAGGAUGCUGUCCGCCGAUGGAUCUGAUGCGGUCCGAGCCGAUGCACCUAGUCCAACUCAUCAUCCCCAUCGAGUCCGCUCACCGCACCAUCUCCUACCUCGGCGACCUCGGCCUAAUCCAAUUCAAAGAUCUGAAUGCAGAAAAAAGUUCAUUCAGCGAACAUAUGCCAAUCAGAUCAAAAGAUGUGGAGAGAUGGCACGCAAAUUAAGAUUUUUCCGGGAGCAAAUUUCAAAGGCAGGUUUUUCACCUGCAGUAAGAUCUGUGACAGAAGCUGAUCUCAAUCUGGAUGACCUGGAAGUUAAGCUUGGUGGACUUGAAGCGGAGCUGGUUGAAAUUAAUGCAAAUGGUGAGAAGUUACAGCGCUCGUACAAUGAACUAGCUGAGUACAAUCUUAUCAUACAGAAGAUGUGCCUUAUCUAUUUGUUAGUCAUCAUAGUUUGUUAUAGCAGAGCUAUUGCACUAUUCACACGUGGAACAAGAGAAACUUUGAAGGAGGAAAGAAUGUUUAAGUCUAUGUGAUGAGGACAUCACAUAUUUUGGGUUUCUACUUGUAUGCUAUUUAUUUUAUGUUUUAUUAGUUGAAUUGGGCUGUAUUUAUGGGCCGGCCCAAGCCCCUUUUAUGCUGUAGAUUUGGUCUUUUUUCUAGUUUUGCUUUGGGCUAGUUAAUGUUUUGGUAUUGGGCUUGCAAGCCUUUUUAUAUUUGGUAUUGGGCUUGCACUAUAUAGGUAGGCUGGGCCAUGCCUUUUAUAUUUUUGUGUUGCUAUAUAUUCAAUCCUUUUCUAUAAA